AUGAGCAUUUCAUCUGGAGGGGAGAUAACCUACGGAGGCAGGGUGACUGAUGCCUGGGACCAGCGCUGUCUGCGCACCAUCCUCAAAAGGUUCUUCUCUCCUGUCACCCUGGACCCAGGGUACACCUUCUCCACCUCAGGUGUCUACUUUGCCCCCGAGGCAGACAGACUGAGUGACUAUAACAGUUACAUAGAGAACCUUCCUCUCAUAGACGACCCUGAGAUCUUUGGUAUGCACGAGAACGCCAACCUCGCCUUCCAGCGUCUGGAGACCAUGACCUGAUCAACACCAUCCUGGAGGUACAGCCUCGCUCGUCAGCCGCGGGGGGCAAGAGCAACGAUGAGAUCGUCCACGAGCUGGCCGACUCCAUCCUCGCCAAGAUC
Molecule: messenger RNA, 383 nt
Organism: Salvelinus sp. IW2-2015
Lineage: Eukaryota; Metazoa; Chordata; Actinopteri; Salmoniformes; Salmonidae
Source: RefSeq, a predicted model, not a curated record